AUGUUGUAUCCUAGAGAGGAUAAAGAGACACAGAAGCUUCUCUUUGAGUGUCGUACGUGUCCGUAUGUGGAGGAAGCGGGGACUCCAUUGGUGUAUCGUCACGAAUUGAAAACGAACAUUGGUGAGACUGCUGGUGUUGUGCAGGAUAUAGGAUCGGACCCCACACUACCGCGGUCUGAUAAGGAGUGCCCGAAGUGCCAUUCGCGGGAGAAUGUGUUUUUCCAGUCUCAACAGAGAAGAAAGGAUACUAGUAUGGUGUUGUUUUACGUUUGUCUCCAGUGCUCGCAUAUUUUCACCUCUGAUAAAAAGAACAAGAGAACAGCCUUUUCUUAA
Molecule: messenger RNA, 333 nt
Organism: Kluyveromyces marxianus DMKU3-1042
Lineage: Eukaryota; Fungi; Ascomycota; Saccharomycetes; Saccharomycetales; Saccharomycetaceae
Gene: RPB9
Product: DNA-directed RNA polymerase II core subunit RPB9
Exons: 1
Coding region: 1-333 (110 amino acids)
Biological process (GO): transcription-coupled nucleotide-excision repair; transcription initiation at RNA polymerase II promoter; maintenance of transcriptional fidelity during transcription elongation by RNA polymerase II
Cellular component (GO): RNA polymerase II, core complex
Molecular function (GO): nucleic acid binding; DNA-directed RNA polymerase activity; zinc ion binding
Source: RefSeq, a predicted model, not a curated record